GACAUUAGCGUCUUUAUUAUCCUGCACAAACUGUCGUAUUAUCCUGUAAAAGUCCUGCAUAAGUCAUCAUACAAACAGACCAGUUAUGGUACCUACUACGUAUAACGUAGUGCAUUUUUAUGUUCACCUACUUCGUAUGUAAAUUUUUAAACCAUUGUGCAGCCGAUUGCGUUCAUUAUAUUCGUAAGCAGUGCUUUGGAGUUUGGAGCGACAGCGCGGAUGCCGCGGCGGCGACCACAGCCCCACCACGGCUAGCGGCAAUCGGCCCCUGCGAUCCACGAUACCACUCACUUGCGCACACUCUUCCUUUAAACGUCGGACAUUACGCGCGUGACACUAUCGGAGCUUAUAUAUUUUUGUCAAGAAUUUUCACCCGUGAUGGAGAAGGAGCAUCAACCGGACUCCAUGGCGACUAUCACUAUGAAGCCUGAAUACCCCCCGUCAGAAGUGUACAGCGCCUCGGAGCCACCACCGGCCUACCGACAAAGGACAUCAUCUUCAGUGCAGAUUGCGAAAAUAGCUGCACUUACAGUGGUGGCAUCCUCCUUCAUUUUGGGUGCAUUUAUUUUGGCUUCGAGUUGGGUAGCUGCGCGUGCGUCAUGCCACCAGCUCGAACAACUAGACGCCAUGCUCGACAAAGAACUAGCAUUGGAAGGUCGAGCUUACGGCAACGAUGCACUGAUAGCAGACGAGCCAUUGCCGAUAGGGAACGCACACGCCUUGCAUGGAGUGCCGCCACCGUCGCUGCCAUCUUCAGCGGCACCAGAGCCGCCGAGUCAACCUUCACCCUCGCCGGCCAGCCAGUUCAAAGACGAUGCACUCAACCAUGCAGAGUCUAAAAUAGACGAAGACAAAUUACAGAAAAUCGAUGAUGACAAGAGCGAAGUGCCGAACUCGGUCAGCGAUGAGAGUUCCGAGUCGGACAGCUCGGCGGAGGACGACGACGAACUCGACGCCAUUAGACCCAUGUUCAAACUGCCCAUACAGUUUGAUUUGGAUGAGCUAGCCGGCGCUUUCCUCGCCAACAAUCAGAAGGGCCGAAUGAACUGCGUAGUCGAGAAGCGUCGAGAUGAACCCAUGGAGAGACGAUUCCCCUUCAACAUUCUUGGAGCGUUCGCCCCGCGCAGCGCUCACGCCGAACGCAUCGCUAUCAUCUGCCACGGUGGUGACGAGCCGAGACCGAUGAACUUCCCAGAGCCACAAUCGCAGGUGUUCGCGUUCCCGCUGACGGGUCCAGUGCGCCUGCCCAUCCGUCCCCAGCCCGAGCGCCCCGCACCGCCAGCACCCGUCGCGGAGCCGAGGAUGCCUCCAUUCCCCCCCAGCCAAGAAGGAAGGAUGCCUCCUUUUGCGCCUCUUGCACCACUAGCGCCAAUCGCUCCCCGGCAAGGCUCCUUCCCGUUACCGAUGCCAUGGGACUCAUCAGAGGAACAGAUGGGUGGUCCCCGCGAGAUGCGCAUCCACGUGCAGCGCGUGAUCGCGAUCCCCGCGCCGCACAACAUGCCACCGCCGGAAUCGAACAUGGGACCUUUCGCCCCGCCCCCGCCGCCGCCACAGAAUCAUGACCAAAACGAGCAACCCACCAUCCUGCAUCAGUUCGUGCCCCAGACUGCUCCCACCCAGGAAUUGGACCAACAGGAACAGGAGCAGAAGAUGCCAAUGAACGGUGGGUCCGUCCAGAUGAAUUUACCGUGGGGUCUCACUCCUGAUGACUUGCAAGCGAUCCACCGCACAGCACAGGACGCUAUGCAGAGACACGACCAACAACAACAGAUCGAUAAUGACAUGCAAGAGUUUCAGAUGAAGACCAUAGUAAACACAUUAGCGGCAGCGGCUGAAGCCGAAGCCGAGGCCGAGGCUCGUGCGCAGGCUGAGGAACAACAGCGCCAGGAAGAAGAGCAGAGGAGGCAGGGAGAGGUCCGCGCCAUUCCCUUGAUGGAAGCGCCUGCGCAAUCGCCUCGUGCACCGCGCACACUUCUGUUGCCCCAGGACCCUCAGGAUGUGGACGAGAGGCCACACUACAUGCAGCCGCGUUCGGUGCGAAGCGUAGACGCCAUGCUGCAACCUGAGAAGCGCGUCAAACGCUGCGCCUGCAGCUGCGCCUAGACGCAGCGCGCGUACUCUGUGCCGCGGCGGCAUAAUACGAGAGUCGCACUUCCAAACCUUUCGUCGCACUUUCCGUCCAACCCCUAUCCGAUGUGUAACAACACCCAUUGGACACUGUAACGACUUUCCUUCUUAACUUUUGUAAAUAAAGUUGUUACUCCUUCAGCUUUGAAUGGUCGUUUUUAAUUACCUAUCGCAGUGAGGUAUGGGGUAUUAUUAUUUAUACAUUUUAUGUUUUAUCUUGAGCAAUUUGUUUUAUUUGCAAAAUAAAAUAAAUAAAAUUUAAUAAUAAGUAUUAAUCUACGUUAAAAUAGGUACAAUGUAGUCGAGGUUAACAGGAGGUGAUAGUUUCACAAACGAGUAAUUUACUUCAUAAAUGCUAUUCCGAGUAUUAUCAUUUGGUUAAGUAAUUGACUUUCUUUUAAAGGACAAUGUAUUGUUAAUUCAUAGAGCUACAUCAUAGGUUUUAAUUGAUAAAGAGAUACCUAAAUUAUAUGAAAUAAUUUUCAAAAUUAUUAUUGUGAUCCUUAAUUAAAUUUUUAUUAGUUUUA
Manduca sexta (tobacco hornworm) is the source of this 2654-nucleotide messenger RNA. It is a transcript of the gene Msr-110, whose product is annotated as pollen-specific leucine-rich repeat extensin-like protein 2. Lineage: Eukaryota; Metazoa; Arthropoda; Insecta; Lepidoptera; Sphingidae. Bases 379 to 2103 code for a protein of 574 amino acids. The record is from RefSeq and is a predicted model, not a curated record. The transcript is spliced from 11 exons.